GUAGAGUUGGUGAUCUUCAAGAUCUAACAACGAGAGCAGAAGAAACUUUAUUGAAAUGCAAAUGGUACUUUCAGAAAAAUGGUCUCAGAGUAAAUGAAUCCAAAACUCAGUGCAUUUUUAUUGGUAGCCAACAAAUUAUCUCCCGCAUCCCUGCAGACACUCAUAUAUUAUUUGGAAAUACAAGAAUAAUCCCCAGUGACAAUGUGAAGAAUUUAGGAAUAUACAUGGACCGUUAUAUGCGCUUUGAUAGUCAUAUAGACGCAAUGUGCAAGAAGGUAACAGGAACUCUCCUCUACAUCAACCGAUUCAGAGACAGAUUCGACACACCCACAAGGCUUUUGAUAGUCCAGGCUCUUGCACUGAGCAUUAUCAAUUAUUGCUCCCGAAUAUGGGGUGUGGCCAGUAAAACACAGAUUGAAAGAGUCCAGAAACUACAAAACUUUGCAAGUAAAGUAGUCUUGGGUGGCCGCAAAUACGACCAUGUUAGUCCCAUUCUAAAUGAGCUGCAAUGGUUGAGAAUUGACCAGAAAUGUGCCUUCGAUUUAUGUAUUUUAGUUUUUAAAAUAUUAAGACAACAGCUUCCUCACUGGCUGUUUCCACUUCCGAAUGUGAGUGAUGGCCAUGGUUUGGGAACCAGGCAAAGCAACGAUCUAUUAGUUCCUCGAACCUUCACGUACAUUGGAAAAAAGUCAUUUCAUGUAAGAGGACCUCUACUGUGGAAUAGUUUACCACAAUCAUUGAAGGAUGUGGAAAGCAUAAUUUCUUUUAAAAAGAAACUCAAAGUCUUCCUACUAAAUAAGUAAUCUCAGUAAUUUUAAUUAAUUCCAAUGUUUUACAUUUCAUUCUUUAUUUUAUGUAAUGCUAUGAUUUUAUUGAUUUCAUGUAACGCCAUGAUUUUAUUGAUUUUAUGUAACUCUUAUGAUUUUAUUGAUUUUAUGUAACACUAUGAUUUAAUUUAGUUUAAGUAACGCUAUGAUUUUAUGUAACGUCAUGAUUUUAUUGAUUUUAUGUAACGCUAAUGAUUUUAUUGAUUUUAUGUAACGUCAUGAUUUUAUUGAUUUUAUGUAAGUAAGUGGAUACACAAAACUAUGUGAUUUCUUUUGAUCUCAUGUGAAUUAUCUAUGAUUUAAAGAGAUAUAUUUCUUUCCAUACAUAAUUUAUCCAAUUAUAUGUUGACGUUAGGCGACAAAUCUUAACUCAUGUGAUAUUGUAUUUACUUGCCAUGUAAGUUUGUAAUAACCAUUAUUAUGGAAUAAACUUUUUGAAUUUGAAUUUGAA
This is a messenger RNA of Penaeus monodon (black tiger shrimp), 1278 nucleotides long. RefSeq lists its product as uncharacterized. The transcript has a single exon. The record is from RefSeq and is a predicted model, not a curated record. Bases 225 to 803 code for a protein of 192 amino acids. Lineage: Eukaryota; Metazoa; Arthropoda; Malacostraca; Decapoda; Penaeidae.